Molecule: messenger RNA, 5679 nt
Organism: Paramormyrops kingsleyae
Lineage: Eukaryota; Metazoa; Chordata; Actinopteri; Osteoglossiformes; Mormyridae
Gene: fhip1aa
Product: FHF complex subunit HOOK interacting protein 1Aa
Source: RefSeq, a predicted model, not a curated record
UUCUCAAAACCAGGUUGUGUGCCUCACGUACUAAGUUCUGCGUUCAACUCGGUUAAAACUAUGUACAGAUCAUCGAAUGGGUUGGUUGCCACAGACAUUUCUGGGAAAACACUCGGCACUAGAUGACCCUAAUAAAUACGUUGCGUUUGCCAAAUCUGUUUCUUUUCUCAAAGGGAAACAUCUGAAAUUGGUAAUGGAGAUAUCCACGAUCCAAGCGCUACCGAGAAUGACAAGUACCGUGCAUUAACUCAGCAGGCGCCGAAGGAGGGAGGAGCUUAAGUGCGCUUUGGCAGCUCACCUUCUCCUCGCCUGGGCUCAGGUUAGUGAAAACGUGUGAUAAAGUAAACAGCUGUAGGAGCAGGAAAAGCCACGCUACGGGAAAAGAAACUGGCGAACUAGAUUUGGUGUGAAUCAUUAGACGCCUAUUGUUUCGGGAACGAUCGUUCCCAGCUUCGGCUGGUGAGGAUAUAGUACCGGACAGUUUGACACCUCGGAAUAACUAACUCCAACAUCCGAAACCAUCUCGCUGGAUUGGACUGCAUCGACUCCCGGAAGGAUGGCGUCUGUGAUCUGCUGAGGAGCUAUGAUCCUAGAGAGGUGGGUAUUUUAAGUAUGUGCGUCCAGCAUCCCCCCCCCAGCUUUCUCCGAGGGAUCCCGUAUCGAUUUACGAGCUCGCUGCCCUCGAGUGAAAACAGAUGUGUGCCAAAAUGUACUUCUUUUUCCUAGGAGUCCUUGUGAAUAAUGAAUUCCUCCAGCUCAGGACACGGAGCUUCGUGAUUGGUCCAGGGCCUUGAUCACGUGAUAAGGAAGUGUCCCGUCACGCGUGCGCUGGCUGCUGUAUAAGCAUGCUGUUGUUCAAAUCGUAAUCACGUCGGUGUUCUCAGGGUGUUUCGAUGAUUGUCAGAAUGGAGAAGAGAUGCCUGAAAUGUGAAAGGAGGGCCACAUGGUAGCAGACCGAUCCAAGUUUUCUUGACCUCAGAACAAUGCUGACCAGUGCUGUGACCUCCCCGCCCUAUUGGGGGCGCUCUCCGCCCUGCAGUAUGGAUUAGCCGCCGUGCCGCUAGCAUCAUGGCCUCCACCGUCGCCAGUGGCAACCAGGACGGGCCCCCCGUCCUCAAAGGGGUGGACCCCGAAACGUGCAUGAUCGUCUUUAAGAACCACUGGGCGCAGGUGGUGAAAAUUUUGGAGAAACACGACCCCCUGCGCGGCGGCCCCCUAGGGGGCGCUAGUGGCCCCCGCUUCGGGGCCAUCCCGGGUGACGAGGCCAGCGCCGUGCAGAACUACGUGGAGCACAUGCUCUUCCUGCUGAUGGAGGAGGGCGGCGGGCCGGGCGGCGCCAUGGGCCCCAUCCUGGAGUUUGUGGUGAUGGAGAACGUGAUGGAGCGCCUCUUCGUGUGGAGCCUGCGUCGCGAGUUCACCGACGACAUGAAGCUGGAGCAGCUGCGGAUGUACGAGAUGCUGCUGGGCCGAGCCCGGCAGCCGCUGCUGCUCCACAAGCCGGUGCUGCGGCCCCUCAUGAUGCUGCUGAGCGCCUGCUCGGGCCCCGGGGCCGCCACAGCCGCCGUGGAGUCCGAGCUGGUGGUUCUGCUCAGUCAGCUCUGUUCCAUCCUGGCCCGAGAGCCCUCCAUCUUGGAGCUGUUCUUCCACACCAGCGAGGACCAGGGUGCCGCCAACUUCCUCAUCUUCUCCCUGCUCAUCCCCUUCAUUCACCGCGAGGGCGCCGUUGGGCAGCAGGCACGGGACGCCCUCCUCUUCAUCAUGGCGCUGUCCGCCGAGAACCACGUGGUGGCCAAUUACAUCGCGGAGAACACCUACUUCUGCCCGGUCCUGGCGACGGGGCUGAGCGGCUUGUACUCCUCUCUGCCCCCAAAGCUGGAGGUCCGCGGUGAGGACUGGCACUGCCUGCAGCGGGAGGACUGGAUGCAGGUGCCUGCCCUGGUCCAGUUCCUUAACUCCCUGGAGUUCUGCAACGCCGUCAUCCAGGUCGCUAACCCCGCCAUUCGAGACCAGCUGGUCAGCUACAUCUACAACGGCUUCCUGGUGCCCGUCCUCGCACCUGCUCUACACAAGUUGACCCUGGAGGAAGUGAUGACUACGACGGCCUACCUGGACCUGUUCCUGCGCAGCGUGUCCGAGCCGGCGCUGCUGCAGACUUUCCUCAGCUUCAUCCUGCUGCAUCGGCACGAGAGUGUGCACGUCCUGGACACGCUGGUCAGCCGCAUCAACACACCCUUCCAGCUUGGCACGGUCUCCCUGGCCCUGUUCCGCACUCUGAUUGGCCUUUACUGUGAGGAUGUGAUGUUGCAGCUCAUCCUGAGGUACCUGAUCCCCUGCAGUCACAUGAUGCUGAGUCAGCGCUGCGUAAUAAAGGAGCGGGACUGCUAUUCUGUGUCUGCGGCCAAGUUCCUGGCCCUCACGCCUUCAUGCUGUCCAUCUGGAUUCACCACUCCUCCGCUCAGGCAGCAGCUGGACUGCAUCCUGUGGUCAAAGGAUUCACAGACGGAGAGCAUAGAUGAUUCGGCCUACAUCACCGUCAUCAGCGCUGAGGUGCCCAUGGACAUCAGCUACUUGCACUACCUGCUGGAUGCCCGCAGUAGGAUCACUAGGUGCGUCAAGGCAUGCCAGGUGUGGUCGGCCCCUUACGAUGGCGAGGACCCCCCACCUGACCAAUACCAGCCGAGCGUGCUGGAUGACGACGGCAAGCCGCGCCGCUCUAGCCACACCCGUGCCCCCCGGCAUGCUUCUGAGCUUAGCUCUGCCGGGGACCGGUCCAUCCAGCUAGACCUGGAGUGGGAUGACAGCUAUGACACGGCCCUGUCCCCAACUGACAGCCCGGAACCCCUACCUCCUGUCCCCGUCGAACCGCCGAAACACAUCCAGGAGAUGAGGAGGAGCGCCAUCAUGCUCAUCAAGGGCUCCUAUGUCGAGGAGUCGGACUUCCAGGACGACGUCAUGGUCUACAACCUUGUCGCGCAGAAGGAUGCGCAGGACGUCAUGGAAGUAGGCGUGACGAAGCCCGAGGGGCCCGAUCCAUCUCCGCCAGGCAAUGGGCCCAGUCUCCGGCAGCCAGCUCUCAGCAACGGCCUCACCUCCCCCCAGGAGAGUGACCCGGGGACUCUGUUAGCAAAGCCAGAGGCGGGUAGGGGGCGAGCGAGCCGCAAGAACAGCCUGACCGGGCUGGGCCAGGAUGGCGCUGAGGAAGACCUCAUGUCCCAGUACGAGGAGCUGAUCCAGGCUCUGGGUGUGGAGCCGGGAAGCCCUCGGAAAGGGGAACAGGAGGUUCAAAGCCCAUUAUCCCUCAUGGAGGAAGAGGAGGUGGACUUCUCCUCCUUCUCUCCGGACACCCCAGAACAGGAUAAGACGCCCUCUCCCCUGGCAUCCAAGGACAGAAGUAGGAGCAGAACUCAGGGAGUGCCGUUCACCGGGCCGUUCGUCAGCGUGCUGCUGUCCCGCCUGGAGCACAUGCUGGACAACUCGCUCCACAUCAACCUGCUGCUGACAGGCAUCCUGGCCCAGCUGGCCGCCUACCCCCAGCCGCUGCUCCGCUCCUUCCUGCUCAACACCAACAUGGUGUUCCAGCCCAGUGUGCGCUCCCUCUACCAGGUACUAGCAUCCGUCAAGAACCAGAUCGAACGCCUGGCCUCGACGACAAAGAACUUCCCAAACCUGCUCAAGGAGGGGCAACAGUGUCUUCUGGCGCGAGAGAAUGUCCUACGCGGUAGAGAACUUCUUGGGGACAACAAGGAGAAUGGAUUCGGACUCCAUGACAGGGGGACCAAUAGGCUGUCGUCGCCCCACCUUAAGGCCCCCGCCCAGGGCACAAACGCGGCCUUCGCCACGCUGCUGUUCACCGAGUUCCUCAAGGAGCUGGCAGCCGUGGCUCAGGAGCACGCCGUGGCGUCCCUGAUCCCCGAGGAGGAGUAGGACAUCCCGGCCUUCAGAAGAACGUCCUCCACAGGCUCCUCGAGACCCAAACGCUCCUCGCAUAUCCUGCGGCCGUUCGGCCGUCCUCAGACGCCGUCUUCGCCUGGGCUGCAUCGUGAGCGUGCGACAGAUUCGUCUCGGUGUUUGAACGCUUUGCGCGAUAUUGACAUAUUUGUAUUUCGUGUCCAUGGAGCUACCUGAUGAAGAAGACACCUCUUUGGUGGAUCUGCCUGCCUUCCAUCUGUUGUGAAAUUUGAAUUUAAUUUGAAGUUGGGGUAUUGUGUUAUUUUCAUGGCUUUUCCUUGCAAACACACAUCCCAGGAUUAGAGCUGAGCCCAAGGGUAACCAGCCUUGCAUACAAGCACAGAUACUUUGGUUGUCACGUGACCCUCAGUCGUUUCAGCCCUGUGGCUCUUGGGUGACAGCCUAGCGUGCCAUCGCAGACAUCAUAACUCUGAGAGUCAUGUUCAAAUGCAUUGCGGGAUACAACAAACAUUAUCGUCAUUGAGUGAAAGAUUGGCAGAUAUACGGGGAAUACCUGUUACCCUAUACUUAUUACAGUUAAUGGACCCAAGGAAGUAGGUGUUUCUCAGUAAAUGUGUGGCCUUACAUGGAAAGCAGUAUUCAUGUGCCAUAGGGUAGGAAGGAUAACGACAACCGUAAUGCAAGACGGCUCGUCUUUCCACUUGAGAUUCAUUCAAAGGACGACGGGUCAAAUUAAAACGUACGUCGGUCCAUUUGACACUCAAUGCACCGUGAUCCUUACAAUGGGUCUGGGGAGGGACGCCCAUGCCAGGCUUACGGGGGGUUUUAAGGAGCUUAGCUGCCUGAGACGGAGACAAGCCAGAGGGAGACGAACCCGGCGGGUCACGGAUCGGUGCGUGAAAUUGCGGGAGUUGGGUGCUGAAUAGGCCAGGCAGCCUGCGAGACAGACGGGGACAUAAAGAUGACGGAGCAGCAUUAUCCUCAUGGAAAAACACCAUUGUUAAGAGUAAGGGUACUCCUGACCGUGCAGAAGAAAGCCACCUGCAGCAUUUUCCUAUAACCAUUGUACUGGUUUAAUGACUUUUUUUUCCCCCAGUAAUAUGAAAUGUCUUUGACACGAACCAUUCAAAUAGACAAGCGAAGAUGCUGAAAUGGGUGCUGUUGACAGUAAACACGCGGCGGGUACGACGGCCCGUCGAGGCCCUUCAUCUCGCACACUCCUCUUUCCACGUGUGCUGUCCAGGGUUCAGUAAUUCUGAACAAGCCUGUCUGGGUGUCAGUCUCUCUUUAGCCUUAUUUUAUUGCUUCUUGCACAUACGAGUUGUAAGUUAUAAGAAGGUAAACUAUGCAAAACAAAUUAGGGUGAAAAAUAUAUUACUAUUUCAGAUGGGGGGGGGGUAUAUUUAAACAAUUUUUUAUAGAAGGCAAUUAGACUGCCAUAUUUUUACCAACACUGUGUAAAAGCUUUCUUUUCCUGAUAAGGUUGUUUGGGCUAUAAAUGGUAGACUACUGUAUGAAGGUCAGGCGCAGUGAACUGGGCCACUGAGCACAUUUAGGCUGCAUGCAUUGUGUUGGUGAGUAUAGACACAGCCCUCAUUGCACUGGCCCGGUUCUGAUCAGUCUAGUCUUCCACUAGAAAAGCACACGGCCCAAUAUGGUUGCCUUGACUUUCCAAAAUGUAUUUAUUUAAAAAAAAAAAACAGACCUGUUAUAUAAAAUGUCAAAAUUUUGUAUCUUGAUGAUUAAAACUGUGCCUGAAGACAGAUUUAA